Messenger RNA from Labeo rohita (rohu), 3052 nucleotides. Its product is annotated as C-type mannose receptor 2-like. NCBI's taxonomy places the organism in Eukaryota, Metazoa, Chordata, Actinopteri, Cypriniformes, Cyprinidae. The record is from RefSeq and is a predicted model, not a curated record. The transcript has 6 exons. Bases 450 to 1967 code for a protein of 505 amino acids.
AUGGUGGCAAACAACUAUGUGUUUACAUGGAUUAUAAUGGAGACUGGUUUGAUAUAUCAUGUGACAAUAUGCUACCAUUCAUCUGCUAUAAUGACGGUAGAGUGAAUGACACACAGAGUUACAUAAGAAUCAGUGAUGGGAAAACCUGGUCAGAAGCUCAUAGAUACUGCAGAGAUCAUUACACAGAUCUCGUCAAUGUGAGAAAUAAGACUGAGAACCAGAGGAUCCUUGAGACAGCAGGUGGAGGAGUCUGGAUCGGUCUGUACAGAAACAGGAUUUGGUCUGAUCGUCAAAUAACCAGUUAUGAAAACUGGAGAGCAGCAGUUCCUACUUCAGCACAGCAACCAGAUAAUGGUUGAUAUGACUAUCGUCAGUGGUAUUUGCAGCAAUGUACUGCUGUAUCGUUCAGCCAUUCAGGUCGAUGGACUGAUGAGAAUUGCUUAUUCAGCAUGCCUUUCAUCUGCUACAAAAGAAUCUGCUCUGAAUCUUUAUGUACCCGUCAGUAUCACUUUGUGAAUGAGUCUAAGACCUGGACUGAAGCUCAGAGAUACUGCAGACAGAAUUACACUGAUCUGGCCACCAUUGAUAACAUGGAGGAAAUGAACAGACUAUAUAAAACAGUACGCGGCACUUACUAUGGCAAAGCUUGGAUUGGACUGUAUGAUGAUAUGAACAGCUGGAGAUGGUCACUGGAUAAUACAACAUUAGAUGGAGGAUUUAAAAGCUGGUAUGUUCAGCAACCAGUGGACGCGGGUGGACAGAGUCUGUGUGUGUACAUGUCAUAUCAUUGGGGAAUAUGGAGUGAAGCCUCUUGCUACUAUACGCUUCCAUUUGUUUGCUAUGAUGGAAGACCAAACGCUACUGAACGUUAUGUGGUUAUUUACUAUAACAAAAACUGGACUGAAGCUCAGAGUUACUGCAGAGAACAUCACACAGACCUCGUCAGUAUCAGGAAUGAGACUGAAAACCACAGGGUUCAGUCAUUAAUUUUUGAUUAUUACACUGUUUGGAUUGGACUGUACAGAACCAGAUCUUGGUCAGAUCAGAGCAACUCUUCAUUCAGUAACUGGAGGACAGGACAGCCAGAUAAUGCUGGAUACAGUGAAUACUGCACUGCAGUGUCAUUUAGAGACUCUGGGAGCUGGACAGAUGAAAACUGCAACACUGCAUUACCUUUCAUUUGCUACAGUGCAUUAGCAUCAUUCUGUCAGUAUCACUUUGUGAAUGAGUCUAAGACCUGGACUGAAGCUCAGAGAUACUGCAGACAGAAUUACACUGAUCUGGCCACCAUUGAGAACAUGGAGGAAAUGAACAGACUGAUUAACACAGUUAAUGGGAGUUACAAUGAUUCAGCCUGGAUUGGACUGUAUGAUGAUGUGAACAGCUGGAGAUGGUCACUGGAAGACAAUGAUUUCUAUCAGGAAGGAGAGAGAGAUUUCAGAAACUUCUAUCAUGAACCAAACAACUACGAUGGGAAUGAUCUGUGUGUUUACAUGAAUUAUGCUGGAGACUGGUUUGAUUCAUCCUGUGACAACUUCUUUACAUUUGUUUGCUAUGAUGGUACAGAAAACUCCUCUCAGAAGUAUGUCUGGGUAUCUGAGUAUACAACCUGGACUGGAGCUCAGAGCUACUGCAGAGAGAAAUACACAGACCUGGCCAGUGUGAGAAAUGAGACAGAGCAUCAACAGAUAAUAAAUGUUGCACAUUAUUACUAUUAUUAUGUAUGGAUUGGUCUGCACAGAAACAGACUGUGGUCAGAUCAGAGCAACUCUUCCUUCACACAUUGGCUGCCAUACACUCAAAGUGUUGAAGCACAGCCAGAUAAUGGUGCAAGUGUCCAAGCACUGAAUGGAGCUCAACAUUGCACAGCAGUGUCUUUACAAUACUUUGGUCAGUGGACAGAUGAGAGCUGCUUUGCCAGUUUGCCUUUCUUCUGUUACGGUGGUGAGAAAACAUACCUUCUGUAAUUAAAUCAAUCAAUCAAUCAAUCAUGUUACACACAAAGCAACCAAAUAGUUAAUUUGUAAUAUUAAUGUAAUUAAUAAGAUCAAUAAUCUUUUAUGCUCUGACUUCCACUGGCUUUCUGGUGGACAUCAUGAUCAUCAUACUGACCCACCAUUUCAGAUAACUAUGGUAGGUUUGUGUAGACAAGUGAUCUUUUCUUUCCAAUAUUAUUAUCUUAAUGCAUAUACUCACAAACCACUUUCUAUUUACACAGUAUUCUAUUUUGUUUUCUUUUUACUGAUCAGUGAUGGGACUGAGAGUGAAAAUUACAAGUGUGGAAUAUUUAUCAAUGACUCAGAUUGAAAAAAUGGUGAUUACACAGGUAAAAAAAAAAAAAAAAGACACAAUAUGAAACAAUCAUAAAAGAUUUACUAAUUAAUUAAUAGCAUUCAGAAAUAUCUCACAAACACAAAACAGAUCACAUUUCAGCUCCAGGAAGAAUUUAUCAGACAAGGACUUCCCAGAAACUUCACCAUGCAUCUGCGGAACUAUCGUAAAAUCAGUCCAUGAGAGACAAGGAAAGCAUUCCAGCACUCAAAAAAAAUUGUUUUUUAUAUUUUAUCAUGGUACUUCACUGUUUAAGAUUUUUGCAAUACUAUAAUAAAUCUGUUCUUCUGAUAUGACCGACUUUUAACAAAUAUAUACAGAUCUUGGUUUGAAACAAUCUAAUUUUUGUGGUAAUUAUCUUAUUGUUUAGAACUUCUAUGCCAUAAAGUGCUUCAAUUUGAAAAGACUUUCAAUAAUUUGUUUCAUCUAAUCUAGAAGAAUGUUUAAAAUAAGUUUUGUUUUACUCAUUUUUGUAUGUUUCUUGCCUGCAUGUUUAAACAACAAACUUAAGCUUUAUCUGGUUGUUUAUAUUGAAAAACCAAACAGUAACCACAGCUGAACUACUACUACACACAUACACAUACACACACACACACAAACACAUUCUUUAAAAAUCUUUUGAGUCUCUUUGAUUCAGAGGUAUUUGUACAAGCUUGAAUUCAGUUACUCAGUCAGGAUAACACAAAAAAGUCUGAUGAUUGAACAGUGCAGAUAUUAACAA